Cetraspora pellucida is the source of this 150-nucleotide messenger RNA. NCBI's taxonomy places the organism in Eukaryota, Fungi, Glomeromycota, Glomeromycetes, Diversisporales, Gigasporaceae. The record is from the annotation of a GenBank genome assembly.
AUGAGCGGAUAUCAAUGGUGGCGUGUUUAUUCAGGUGUUUAUUCAGGUGUUUAUUCAGAUAGUUAUUCAGAUGGUUAUUCAGGUGUUUAUUCAGGUGUUUAUUCAGGACUUGAUAAGCAAAAUAAUACAAGUAGCACAUAUUAUACAUAG